GAAUGUCAAUUUAAUUUAUCUAUGAACAAGAUUGGGUUGAAAGCAGUACCUAUGAAGAUUAAUUAUUAUUAAAUUCAAGGAAUAUACCAAAAAUGUGUUGUAAAUGUGAAAUAAAAUAGUGUUGUUUGUUAUAUUUAUACUCUAGUUCAUCCUACACGUAUCGUACAAGUUGUUAAUGACGCUAAAUACGUGUGUUAAUAAUACGAAUCGAUAUAACAAGUGAAGAAACCUAAAGAAACCUAUCUUGGUUCUUUCGGUUAAUUGUUAUCAUUUUGUCAAUAAAGCUAUGAGAUAACUAACGGGUGUUUUAGGUUACAAUGUCGCUGGAAAGAGAGAAUAUGGGCGUGAUGCCUCCAGUUCCUACCACAGGGUCUGUGGACCCUCGCUCUCAGCUUUUACAAGAGAUGAGAGAGCAAAACUUUGAUAUGAUACGCUUCUCUUCAUAUAGAACAGCUUGCAAAUUAAGAUAUGUUCAGAAGAAGUGUAAUUUACACGCAAUAGAUAUAUGGAAUGUGAUAGAAGCGUUCAGAGAGAACGCUCUCAACACGCUCGAACCGAACGCGUGUGUUAACGUGACGAGAUUGGAGACAUUGGUAUCGUCUCUAUACCAUAAUCUGAAUAAACGUCUGCCGCCAGCCAAUCAAGUGUCGGUCGAGGCGUGUUCAGCGUUGUUGUUGAAUUGGUUGUUGUCCGCUUAUAGUACUGGUGAAAAUGUUGGCAAGAUUAGAGUGUUUUCAAUCAAAGUAGCGUUGGCGACGAUGUGUGCUGGCAAACUUAUGGACAAAUUGAGAUAUAUUUUCUCUCAGCUAUCAGACGGCAAUGGUCACUUAUUAAUGAAGAGAUUGUCAGAUUACCUACGGGAAGUACUGGCUUUGCCUGCCGCGGUGUAUGAGUCACCAUCCUUUAGUUACAAUGAUAGCCUCGCGCUGUCUAUAUUUAAUCAGAACACAAAAAUAACAGUAAACGACUUCCUCGACACACUAAUGUCGGACCCCGGGCCGCCGUGCUUAGUUUGGCUGCCUCUGCUGCAUCGCCUUGCUAGUGUUGAAAAUGUGGUACAUCCACUGGCGUGUAGCGUAUGUCGUCGCGGUUCGUUAACCGGUCUCCGCUACCGAUGCACCCGCUGUGCUGCAUACACUCUCUGCCAGGAUUGCUUCUGGCGCGGCCACGUGACCCCGCCGCAUACUAACGAGCACGAGGUCAAGGAAUACGCGACAUAUAAGUCCCCGUCGAAGCAGAUCGGCGCGACGCUCCGCAAGUCGUUCCGCUGCGUGCCGGAGCGCGCGCGGCCCGCGCUGCCGCGCUACCCCGACCAGCCCGAGCGGACGCUCAACCUGAGCCACAUCGUGCCGCCAUCUCCCGUACCAGCACAUAACGGCUUCCCGGAGUAUGGAGGCGGCUACGUCAAUACUGGGUCAUUGGACAGCCGCUCGUCGAGAUCUACACAUAGAAGUAUAGCGGAACAUCUCUCCCGCGGUGUAGACGACGAGCAUCGGCUCAUAGCGCGCUAUGCCGCGAGGCUCGCACACGAGAACCGCACUAUGCCCCGCGCAGGUCGAUCGGCAUCUCUUACGCCUGAAUUGGGUCGAUCAUCCUCCGAAGGUUCGGAAGUUGAUGCGGCGCGGCAACAGCGCGAAUUGAUCUCACAGUUAGAGGCCAAGAACAGAGAGAUUAUGAGAGAGAUAGCUAGACUUAGAAGGCAGCAAGAAGCGGAAUCAGGUGGUAGUGUCGGGUCUGCCCCACCCCUGGUCUCCGAGCUACGUGCACUCCGUCAGCGCAAGGACGAGCUCGAGGGCCACCUGUCCUCGCUGCAAGAGUCCAGGAAGCAUCUGAUGCACCAGCUCGAGGGACUCAUGCGGAUGCUCAAGACGCAACAAUCGUCGCCCCGUUCCACGCCGAACUCAUCUCCACGGUCCGCAAAAAGUCCGCCAUUGCCCGGGACACAAACACAACCCUCUGCCCCGGAAAGGGAAUCAACACCACGUGGCACGGUACGCAGUGCGCCGCAGACGCCAUCUCUCGGUGAGAGAGAACGGAUCGACAUGACACAUAGCUUGGGUAUGGAAAGUAUGGGUGGUGAUAACAGAGGCUUCCAUCAAAAUCAACGACCCACCACGAUGGGCAUAGAUAACAGGAGUCUAAGAAGCGAUCUCCUUUACGCAGCUGAUUCUGUGACCAACGCUAUGUCGACUCUAGUCAGAGAACUUAACUCGGAAGGCUCCGAUACAGAAGACACGAUGAAGGGAGGUUUGGACUCGAGGAAACAGAGAGAUUUUGAAGAAGACGAAGACAGCGAUGAGCCCAUGCCUCGUCCGCAACUGCCGAGACACUAUUUACACGAUAACAAUGUACAGGACACACCGCCACCAUUGCCCGCCCGCACCGGCCACUACUUCCCACGGACAUAGCUUAUUUCAUUUAUAUCUAUAGUUUUAACGGGUAAUUUAUGUUUGUGACGUCACCGUUCGAUUAACAGACAAAAAAUGAAAAAAAAAAUUUUUUUUGCUAAAAUAGAUUUUGGGUUUCGAAAAAUACUAUUUUAUGUGAUUCAUUGUUAAAAUAUGAUACAAUUUUAAAGAAUAAUUAUUAAUCUAAAAUUAAUUCAAUAUAUUCCUUAUUACAGUUUACUUUGUGUAUUUUCCUUAAUGUAGAAAAUGUUAUCUAGAUCGUUUUUACUAAAAUAAAUCACACAUAAAAUAAUCAAUUUUUUAUAUAAAUUUAACAAACAUAUUUUACCCGAUUUUCAUUAAUUAAGGUAUCUUUUUUUUUCUAGUUAUAAUAACUUUAUAUACUGAUAGAUCUGAACAAUUAUUUUCUAUUGAUAAUAUUUUCAGAUGAAAAUACAUAAUUGUAUGAUUAAGUGUCAUUACUAAGUAUGAAAAG
Molecule: messenger RNA, 2883 nt
Organism: Colias croceus (clouded yellow)
Lineage: Eukaryota; Metazoa; Arthropoda; Insecta; Lepidoptera; Pieridae
Product: dystrobrevin beta
Exons: 20
Coding region: 318-2408 (696 amino acids)
Biological process (GO): synaptic signaling
Cellular component (GO): synapse; plasma membrane
Molecular function (GO): zinc ion binding
Source: RefSeq, a predicted model, not a curated record